AUGCUGAAGUUAUCAGCUAUUCAUCAAGAUCACUCACAGAGACAGAACAAAAAUAUUUGCAAGUGGAGCGCAAAUGUCUUAGUAUCAAAUAUGCAUCGAAAAUUCAAACAAAAACUUACAGUCACCGCUGACCGAAAGAUUAUACUAAAGGGCUCCCGUAUUGUACUACCCGCUUCUUUGCACAAAGUCUCAGUUAUGCUCGCUCACUCCGGGCACCAGAGUUUAACCAAUACUAAAGCCCCAACGAUAAACAAACUGCGUAGCAUGCCAAGCCACAACAUCAAAGAGGAAAUACGAGUCCGUAAAACCAACACCCAUACACCCCCACCCUUGGCAUACCUCUUUAUGGAUUGGAAAUCGAAAUUCCCAGAAAUCGGGUUUCUAAAAAGCACCAAUUCUGCAGCCGUCAUUAAACCUUUCGAAAGAACAUUUAGCCUAUUUGGUUACCCGAACAAACUAGUGAGUGACAACGGACUACCAUUCAAAUCUUUUGAAAUCCGUAAAUACAUGGAAGAGAAAGGGAUUACGCAUCGCAAGAUCACACCAUUCUUGCCUCAAGCCAAUAGUCAGGUGGAACGCUUUAUGGGACCACUGGCAAACAGUCUCAGAAAAGCCUCCAUUGAGAACCGAGACUUUCAAAUCGCAUGCUACAACUUCCUGCUAUCUUAUUGUACUACACCCCACAGUACAACCAAUGUCACUCCGGCAGACCUGAUGUUCAAUUGUAAAAUCAAAACGACUUUACCUGACUGGACAAAUCACGUUGACGUAAACACUGAAGAUUAA
This is a messenger RNA of Hydractinia symbiolongicarpus, 786 nucleotides long. RefSeq lists its product as uncharacterized. The record is from RefSeq and is a predicted model, not a curated record. Lineage: Eukaryota; Metazoa; Cnidaria; Hydrozoa; Anthoathecata; Hydractiniidae. Gene Ontology annotation, molecular function: nucleic acid binding. The transcript has 3 exons. The coding region runs from base 1 to 786 and encodes 261 amino acids. Gene Ontology annotation, biological process: DNA integration.